ACUUUAAAUUGCGUUCAAACGAAGGAUCCUCAACCUCCAAAACUUUGGGAAGGUGUUCGAGAUGCAAAGGAAGGAGAAGGAGGCGUUGCGCCUCAAUUAGCGCCACUGAUUAAUAAAAUUUCCGGUCAAGAUGAUUGUCUUUACCUCAACGUAUCGACAAAUAAUUUAAGAGGAAAGAAAGCCGUUAUGGUGUGGAUCCACGGCGGAGGAUUUACCAACGGUUCCGGAAGUGCCGAGUUUUAUAGACCUGACUAUUUUAUGCAACACGAUGUUGUGUUUGUCUCCAUCAACUACAGGUUGGGAAUGCUGGGAUUCUUGAACAUGGACAUAGAAAAUUGUUCAGGAAAUCAGGGACUGAAGGAUCAAGUAAUGGCCUUGAGAUGGGUCCAGAAAAAUAUUGAGGCAUUUGGAGGAGAUCAAAACAAUGUGACAAUUUUUGGACAAAGCGGAGGAUCUGCUUCAAUCCACUACCUUCUCAUUUCUCCUUUAGCCAAAGGUUUAUUUCACAAAGCGAUUGCUCAAAGUGGAGUCGGCAUCAAUCCCUGGGCAUUUCAGAAUUCCAAUAAAGAGAAUGCGAUGAAAGUUGCCGCCGAAUUGGGCUGCGCGUCUUCAAACAAGGAAGAGAUUGCACAAUUCCUCCGCUCUGUACCUGCUGAAAAGAUCCUUGUUGCGCAGAACAAAGUUUUUGACGAACAUCCAUUUAAACUGGAGUUUCAUUUCGUUCCCACCGUGGACAAUAAAUGCCCUAAUCCAUUCCUACCCAAACCGCUGUCGGAAAUGAUUGAAAGCGGAGUUGACGUUCCUUUAAUUAUUGGCUAUACCUCCGACGAAGGGAUAUUUGCACUGGGUAGUCUUACACUCAACAGUGGAGAAGGAAUAAGUAAAUUGCUCGACAAUUUCGAAGAAUGUCUGUCCAAAGACUUGAAAAUUAAUUUAAGCACUGCUUCCAAAUUCUCGAAAGAAGUAAGAGAAUUUUAUUUUGGCGAAAAUGUAACUAAAUCAGAGCAAGAUAAUUUUGUGCAGUAUAAAGGAGAUACGCAAUUUGUAACAUACUGGAAAAGCGACUGCAGAAACAGAGUCCAACAUAUUUAUACAAAUUUUCGUAUUGUCCAGAAUUUUCCCUUGUGCUACAGUUUUAUAAUCUUGACGUGUGCGUGUCACGCUGAAGAUAUGGCUCACAUGUUUUACAAAGCCAGUCUUCCUUCAGAAAUGCAACUUCAAAAAGGAUCAGGAGAUUACUUGAUCAUGCAGCGUAUAACAAGAAUGUGGACUGACUUCGCAAAAACAGGAAAUCCGACACCCAAAAUAGAUGAUCUUAUAAAAUGUAAAUGGUCUGCUUACAAUUCUGACAAUAAAUGUUGCCAGCACAUUUCCGAUGACUUCAAAACGGAAAAUAGUUUCGAAGAAAUUUCGUGGAAACUAUGGGGACCAAUUUACCGAAAAUACAAGUUAUUUUAAUUUAUAAAUUGUGUCUGUACAGAAAUUGCCAUUUUUAUUGAGUCAGUAACUUAGUUACGUAAUUAAUUUAAAUAAAGCAAUAAGUUAUUUCAUAA
Messenger RNA from Leptopilina heterotoma, 1553 nucleotides. RefSeq names its product juvenile hormone esterase-like. Gene Ontology annotation, molecular function: hydrolase activity. The record is from RefSeq and is a predicted model, not a curated record. The transcript has 7 exons. NCBI's taxonomy places the organism in Eukaryota, Metazoa, Arthropoda, Insecta, Hymenoptera, Figitidae. The annotation marks the transcript as partial.